Funneliformis geosporum is the source of this 498-nucleotide messenger RNA. The record is from the annotation of a GenBank genome assembly. NCBI's taxonomy places the organism in Eukaryota, Fungi, Glomeromycota, Glomeromycetes, Glomerales, Glomeraceae.
AUGCUCAAAAGAUAUUCCAUAAUCGCAGGAGUUUUCCGCCUUCAUCAAGAAAAUUCUAUACAUAGAGAUUUGCAUUCAGGAAAUAUAUUAUAUUCUGAUUAUAGUGGUGGAUGGUAUGUUAGUGAUUUUGGAUUUUGUGGCCCUGCUGAUAAACCAUUAGAAAGUAUAUAUGGAAAUCUUCCUUAUAUAGCGCCUGAAGUUAUUAAUGGAAAAGGAUAUACAUUUGCAUCAGAUAUUUAUAGUAUUGGUAUGCUCAUGUGGGAGAUUUCAUCUGGACAAUCCCCUUUUGCCUAUUUUAAUCAUGAUUAUGAUCUUGCAAUAAAUUUAAUAAAAGGAAUGAGACCACAAAUCGUACAAGGAACUCCAACGGAAUAUAAAAAUUUAAUGAUUCAGUGUUGGGAUGCUGAUCCAUUAAAAAGACCCGAUAUUAAUACCCUUCAGGAUAAAAGUAUAGAAAUUCAAAAAUCUAGAGAUGAAUUAGGGUUAAAUUUUAAUUGA